AUGACGGCCACCCUGACAACCCCAACUAGCGUACCAAUCACAAAGCUGUUGGGGGGUGAGGGACUCACGCGGGCAACGCUGGAGCUGCAUCUGGCCACGCCAGGAGCAGCAGUAGCAGUAGAAAGAGCAGCAGUAGUAAGAGCAGCGGUAACAAGCGAGAGCUCCGCGGCAGCUGCAGGGGUGGCUGGUCCAGGGGUGGCUGCUACAGUGGCGGCUGCUCCAGGGGCGGCUGCUGCAGUGGCGGCUGCUCCAAGGGCGGCUGCUCGAGGGGCGGCUGCUGCAGUGGCGGCUGCUCCAGGGGCGGCUGCUGCAGUGGCGGCUGCUCCAGGGGCGGCUGCUGCAGUGGCGGCUGCUCCAGGGGCGGCUGCUCCAGAGGCGGCUGCUUCAGUAGCGGCUGCUCCAGGGGCGGCUCCUGCAGUGGCGGCUGCUCCAGGGGCGGCUGCUGUAGUGGCGGCUGCUCCAGGGGCGGCUACUGCAGUGGCGGCUGCUCCAGGGGCGGCUGCUGGAGUGGUGGCUGCUCCAGGGUCGGCUUGGAUGCUGGGCGACUCGGCGGCUUAG
Molecule: messenger RNA, 558 nt
Organism: Closterium sp. NIES-65
Lineage: Eukaryota; Viridiplantae; Streptophyta; Zygnematophyceae; Desmidiales; Closteriaceae
Source: the annotation of a GenBank genome assembly